AUGGACGCCGCCCAGGACAGCGACAAUGCCCUCCCACUCACCGGCGCCCAGGAGACGCUCCUCGUCACUCUCCUCGCCAAGUACAACGACUUCUACCAGCCGCGGCCGCUCCUCACCGACCGCUGGGCCGUCGCCGUCAUCGACCACCUCGGCGCAGAGCAGCACGCCGCGCUCACGGCGCGCAUUUCCCGCGGGCCCACGUCGCACCCGGCGACUGUCACAAUGCGCGCCCGCACCAUUGACAACUGGGCGACCGACUUUCUGGCCUCGCACAGCAACGAGCCCGUGACAGUCGUCCAUCUCGCCUGUGGGCUGGACGCGCGCGCGCUGCGUCUGCGCGGCAAGUGUAGCGACAAAGGCGUGCGCUGGGUCGACCUCGAUCUGCCCGAGGUCAUUGAUGCCCGGCACCGCGCUUCGGCCGCCAUGCCGAGUCCGCCUGGAGGGCGUGGAUACUCGUAUGAGAUGGUGGCGGCGGACGCGACGGCGACGGAGUGGCUGCAGGCGAUACCCGCCGACCGCCCGACGCUCAUCAUCAUGGAGGGCCUGAGCAUGUAUCUAGGCGUUGAGGCCGCGGAGGCGCUCAUGCAGCGGCUUGUGAGUCACUUUGCAGCACGUGGCGGGGAACUGGUGCUUGAUACCAUGUCCCCCCAGUUUGCGGCAUUCAUGAACUGGGUCAUCCGGGUGCAGAAGAACUUUGACUUUCAGUUUGGGUACACGCUCAGCAGUCCGGCAGAGAUUUUGAGAUUGAAUGAGCGGCUGCAGAUAGUGGAAGGACACACCUUCACGGACAAUCCGGCUAUCAAGCUGUUGGGCUGGCAGCCCCGUGUAUUUCUGUGGGUGAUGUCAUGGAUUCCGUAUGCUGGUGCAUUGUCUCGCUUUAUGCGCUUCAAGAUGUGA
This is a messenger RNA of Akanthomyces muscarius, 897 nucleotides long. RefSeq lists its product as uncharacterized. The transcript has a single exon. The coding region runs from base 1 to 897 and encodes 298 amino acids. The record is from RefSeq and is a predicted model, not a curated record. Gene Ontology annotation, molecular function: methyltransferase activity. NCBI's taxonomy places the organism in Eukaryota, Fungi, Ascomycota, Sordariomycetes, Hypocreales, Cordycipitaceae. Gene Ontology annotation, biological process: methylation.